This is a messenger RNA of Pungitius pungitius (ninespine stickleback), 4345 nucleotides long. It is a transcript of the gene hsf4, whose product is annotated as heat shock transcription factor 4. NCBI's taxonomy places the organism in Eukaryota, Metazoa, Chordata, Actinopteri, Perciformes, Gasterosteidae. The record is from RefSeq and is a predicted model, not a curated record. The transcript has 13 exons. Bases 502 to 1827 code for a protein of 441 amino acids. Gene Ontology annotation, biological process: regulation of DNA-templated transcription. Gene Ontology annotation, molecular function: DNA-binding transcription factor activity; sequence-specific DNA binding.
UGUAUUAAUGGAGCUUUUGUGUGGACGCUGUAUUGUUUUGCUGGGUGGUCUCUUAGUUGUCAGCGGGAGGCCCGGGGCCAAUUAUAGGGGGGGGGCAUGAAUAGUUUGUGUAUGUGUGUGUGCUGACAUGGACCUUCCAUGAUGACGUUCUGUCAGAUGACUGGUGAGGUAGGGAGAAAAGAGAAAGAGAGCAGAAGAGAAACAUAAACCGUAGAGCAGCAGGAUUAAAUGACAACAUAUUGAGAAGCAAAAGAGAAAUUGAAAACAAAAAGACAAGGUGAGAUUGUGUUGACAACUAAAGAGACGUUUUACCAAAUGAAAUGGAAUCGAAGAGACUAAGACAAACUUGGGAUUAUCAGUAACGGAUCAACAGAAUUGGAGUUCCUCAAGCAUGGACUAGCUUGGGUGUCUGCGUACACACACACACACACACACUCUUUCUACAAGCACACACGUUUGGUUUCCUGUUGUAAGGCGUCUCGGCAGUGGACAGGUGUCAGUAUGCAGGAGUCCCCGGGUGCCGUGGGUGUAGAUGGCAGCUACGCCAGCAACGUUCCAGCCUUCCUCACCAAGCUGUGGACCCUGGUGGAGGAUCCAGAUACCAACCUCCUCAUCUGCUGGAGUGCUUCUGGGACUAGUUUUCAUGUCUUUGACCAGGGGCGAUUUGCCAAGGAAGUCCUUCCAAAGUACUUUAAACACAAUAAUAUGGCCAGCUUCGUUCGACAGCUCAAUAUGUAUGGAUUCCGUAAGGUAGUCAACAUUGAGCAAAGUGGUCUGGUGAAGCCCGAGAGAGACGACACGGAGUUCCAACAUCUUUACUUCCUCCAGGGACAUGAACACAUGCUGGAACACAUCAAGAGGAAGGUGUCCAUAGUGAAGAGUGAGGAGACCAAAGUCCGUCAGGAGGACCUCAGUAAACUGCUCUAUGAAGUCCAGCUUCUCCGAACACAACAGGACAACAUGGAGUGCCAGAUGCAGGACAUGAAACAGCAGAAUGAAGUGCUGUGGAGAGAGGUGGUCUCACUGAGACAGAAUCACACGCAGCAACAGAAAGUCAUGAACAAGCUGAUUCAGUUUCUGUUCAGCCAGAUGCAGUCCACCACACCCAGCACUGUAGGCUUAAAGAGAAAGCUGCCCUUGAUGUUGGACGAUGGUUCUCCCAGCGCUCCGGGCUCCAAGUUCAGCCAUAGUCACACGAUGGAGCCCAUGCAUGAGCCUUUCUACAUCCAGUCGCCAUCGAGUGAUACUGCCUCUUGUUCUACCAGUGGGCUGACAGGGGGGCCGAUAAUAUCUGAUGUAACUGACAUGUCUCAGCCCAGUAUGGCCCUCCAGAUGCAGCCUGAUGAAACAAGGGAAAAGAGCAUGAUGCUCAUCAAAGAGGAGCCCGUGAGUCCAGGAGUGAGAGGAGGAAGGAAAGGAGACAACGCAGGGGGAGGAGAUCCCGGAGUGUUGGCGUCCUCCUGUGAGGUGUGCUCCUCAGAACCUCCCGUGCUCCCCGUCGCAAUGGUCCAGUCUGUCCUGGAGGGGAGGGGCUCCCUGGCCUCUACGGUGGAGAGGAGAAGUAAGAGACCUGCCCUGGACAGAGCGGAGGGAUCCGAUGUGGGGGAGAACGUGGACAUGAGCCUGGAGGAGCUGCAGCAGCUGCUGCUCAGGAGCCAUCAGCAGAGCACUGUGGAAGCUGGACCCAGUGCUGUUCUGGAUCCGUUCAGUUUAAGCCUUCCUUUGACUGAGUGGAACUUCACAGAGAUUGAGUCCAACCUCAAAUCAUACAUGUUCCAGAACCAGGAAGCGGAGGCUUUUCCACCUGCUGGCUGUGAGGAGCAGUGAUCCAUCUGCACUGUGGACCGGUUUCAAAAUGGAAGGCCACAGAUGUGGAUGUUCUCCUCAUUAUCCCACUCUGCAUGGAUUUGAUCCCUCGGCUCUGCCAGGCUGCUUCUUGCACGUGGUUUUCUUUGCUUCCCUCCUUCUUUCUUUCUUUCCAUUAACACACCUACAAAAUGCCUGAAUCCAUGUAUUUCCAUCAGCCAGCAGCUCUAUAUGCAUGAUUCUUGAACAAGAAAAGAACCUGAAGUUACAUACAAGCAUGUUCAGACAGUUCUACCUGGAUUCCACUAUUAAGCGAGCUGGAUGCUGAUUGUAGCAUUUCUAGGCUGCGGCACUUUAGUCUUUGUGCGAGAGGGAGUUCUUGCUUGUGGAAGUGACUUUUUCUUCCUCUAAUGUAUAAACAUUUAGAUUUAUCUAUUAAGGAGGUCAAAAAAGAAUAUUUUAAAUAUUUAAUCCUUUUUACAUUUUUUGUAUUUGUAUUCAAGAAAAUUGUUGAAAAGUCGCUCUGAAAAUAAAUCUUGGAGUGCAAUGUAGCAUACUGUAUAUUAUAAGUCCUUUUUUCAGUCGGUUUAAGAGUGUUGAAAAUGUAAGGGCUCAUCAAAUAUUUCAUGCAUUUCCAAUCAUGAUAAAUGUGUUGAGAUGGAUGAGAGGGGAUUCAGCCUUUCAUGAUAUCAAAGGUUCUUGUGCAAAAAUGUGUAUUCAAGCCACUGAAAUCUAAAGAAAGCUUUUGUUCUUUUAAUAAUAUCAUGAUAGCAGGUUUAACACACUGACGCGCCCAUCUAAUGUAUCUUUGCACAGGCCUGACAUGUAACUAGAGACUUGGUUACUUCUCUUCUGUCCAUUUAAAUGUGAAGUUUAAAGAAAUAUUAAAAAAUAGACUUCUCAUUUAACUAAACCAUGAACACCACUGCAUUUUUGCACAAUCUGUAUCACUAGUUAGAAAUAGUCAUGACAACAGUUCAGUUAUUUUGUGUUUGUAGACAACCAACACUUUGUCAAUCACAUGCCUGUCUAAGAAAGAUACUGCCCUCAAAAUAUGUUUUUUUUUUAAGCUUAAAGGCAAAUUUUAGUCUUGGAGACAUAUUGUCUCUGAAAUUUGAUACUUUUCAUUAUAUGGUGGGGUGGUUAUUUGAGAAUUUUAUUCGUUAUAGAAUCACGAAUACCUAUUUAAAAGACUGCAUAUUAAUCCCUUGAAUAUUUAAGAAAACCAAUAAUCAUUCAAUGUAGAAUAUGUGUCCUCUGCACUGGUUGCAGGUAACAGUUUAAAGGUAAAUUGAUGCUAAAUAUUGGAAAUAUCCUGGAGAUGAGUUGAAUCGUGCAAUACUGUACAAAACUGUGAGAACUUACAAAGUUGCAAAACAUGAAUGACCAUAGGAAUGUAGGAAACAGCUACUUGGGGUGGUGGACUACAACACACCAGAAGGAUGAUGUUAGCCUGUGAGAUUAAAAGCCCUGCUAGUACUUUACGCAAGUCCAUCCCCCUUUUUACAAGCAAAAAGAAUUCAACUAACUUUACCCACAACUCCGUUGUCAGAGCUAAACACCGAUGCUAGCAAGGUUAAAAAUGAGCUGUUGCAUUAGCUUUUUGAAAAAGCCAUCUUUUUUCCAUUAUGCCCUUAAAAUCUGUGUGUGACAACCACUAUUCAUUAGUUGACUCUAAAUACUGAAAGUAAAAAAACAAAAAACAAUGCUCUGAUGGACAUGAAAAUGAUUUAAUGUUUUGGAAAAUGCGCUAAGGAAGAGUAGCUCAUGGCUGCGUUCCUCUUGUGUCGAUUCACCCUCACAUUAGCAUUGAUUUACAAUAUUAAAAAGCUAAUGCAAAAUGCUCCCUGCAGGUUAACAUUGUUUUUGUGGCACCUCCUUCUCAGUACAGACUAUAGGGAGAACGGUGAAAAAACAAGCUGGGGUGUAUUGUAAGUGUAAUUGCACUAUAUCACAGUUGUAUGAGUAUACAGUACAUUUUACAUAUAGCAGUUAUUAUUGUUCUUCAUGGUAAAAUGAGUGUUAUUGAUUUUUUUUAAAGAGUGAUGAAUCCACACAUUUAGUUGCUGUUGUGUUCUUAAUUUAUUCUGUUUUCAAUUUACCAUUUGCACUGGAAAUCAACGGAUGUGUGUUCAAAUGGCUUUUAAGCUUGCCAGGAUUGCAGAUACAUGAGGACGUAUUAUCGUUAACUGAGUGAACAUAUCUUUGCUCUAACUUAGCCUGGUAUCCCAAAGCACUGGUUCCAAUCUAACCAUACUUCAGCAUAUUGAUACAUUUACAAUGAAUACAAAACGGACGAGAAGACCCUGUCUUGUUUUAACAAAGUAUGCUAGUUGUCCAUAAAGAGACAGGGAAUCUGCGUGCUUAGAUGCCUUUAAAGUGGGCCUCAACCUGCAUAAAAUGUGAAUUGUUUUUGAUGUUUUUUUGCAAAGACUAAAGAGUUUUGUUAUUGAGAGUCAAAGAAAGUGAACAUGUAUUCCACCUGUAAGAAAUAUUCAAGUUGUUAAAAGAAAUAAAAGUGAAAGAAUGCAAACCAAGA